GAUGAUGAACUCAAUCCUGAUAUAAUUAUAGAUAAGAACGAAGCAAGUGGCAUUUUCUUUAUGUCACAGACGGGAAUCGUAUAAUCAUGUUGCAUCUAUUAGUUGUAUUUUUGGCUAUACAAUCAACAGUUUUAUGCAAUUCUGUUUUCAGGCGAUAUGUUCCACAUUUUGACAAUGGAAGGGCUGUAACACAUAUUACAAGUAGUUCCAUUAACGAGGCUUCCGGUAUCUGCGCAAGCAGGGUACAUAAAAAUGUCAUUUACACGCAUAAUGACUCUGGUGAUACCCACAGAAUAUUUGCCUUUAGUGCGGAGAACGGACAUCGUCUCGGAACUAUUACGAUUGACGGUGCACACUCACGUGAUUGGGAAGACAUCGCCUGUGGACCAUGCGCUGGAGGUUCUGGACAUUGUAUAUAUAUUGCCGACACCGGCGGAAAUGCUGGUGGUGACGAGAAUACAAUUUACCGGAUCAGAGAACCCUCGCAUUUAGGCGACCAGCAUGUGUCGUUAGAUUCUACAUUGAAAUUCAGUUGGGACCAACAUGACUGUGAAACUGUUAUGGUUGACAAUCAUGGAGAAGUGUAUGUUGUGUCGAAAGUAAGCGCCGGUCAUCAUCCAAAGUUUGUACAUCUACCUAGCUACGCAUGGGGAACUGGUCGACGCGACUACGUCAGUAACGGUGUUUAUAUGACAAUUACGUCACGUUCAUAUAACCCUGUAGGUGGUGAUAUAUCUCCAAGUGGUCACGAGGUUCUGAUAAAAGCAUACGGCCACGUAUAUUAUUGGUACGUCCCUAACGGCGAUUACUCGGAGCAGCUAAAGAAACCACCCGUAGAGAUUCCACAUCACUGGGAGCAACAAGGGGAGUCUGUGUGUUUUGAGCCUAAUGGCUCCGGUUACUACACUUUGAGUGAAGGCCAUAAUCAACCACUCUAUUACUUUCAUCGUCAAGGACAGGCACCGAUCACCGGGUGAAACAAACGUUGUUGAUCAUAAUAUUUACCUCAAUGUAAUGUGUUUUAUUCAUUUUAUUUUGUAAAUAAAAUGAUGAAUGAUCAUAAAUAAACCAUAAAGUUGUGCUUUAA
Messenger RNA from Ruditapes philippinarum (Manila clam), 1087 nucleotides. RefSeq lists its product as uncharacterized. The transcript has 5 exons. Lineage: Eukaryota; Metazoa; Mollusca; Bivalvia; Venerida; Veneridae. The coding region runs from base 87 to 977 and encodes 296 amino acids. The record is from RefSeq and is a predicted model, not a curated record.